This is a messenger RNA of Osmerus eperlanus (European smelt), 1992 nucleotides long. It is a transcript of the gene znf830, whose product is annotated as zinc finger protein 830. Gene Ontology annotation, molecular function: zinc ion binding; nucleic acid binding. The record is from RefSeq and is a predicted model, not a curated record. Bases 93 to 1127 code for a protein of 344 amino acids. The transcript has a single exon. Gene Ontology annotation, biological process: nuclear DNA replication; mitotic DNA replication checkpoint signaling; mitotic DNA damage checkpoint signaling. NCBI's taxonomy places the organism in Eukaryota, Metazoa, Chordata, Actinopteri, Osmeriformes, Osmeridae. Gene Ontology annotation, cellular component: nucleus; spliceosomal complex.
UUUGAAAAGGGUCCAUCCACUCCGUCAUAUUCUUGAGCCUCGUACAAAUUUUUUUCUUCCUUGAGUUUGUAGAAGCUAGCUAAUUAACAACAAUGUCCACAUCCAAAAAAAACAAGGGGAAGAAAGUAAUACAUCAAGACGAACUUCGCAGGCUGAUGAGAGAGAAACAAAGACAAACAACGGAUAAAAAGCGAAUCGAGUCUCCUUACGCCAAGUACAACAGUCUCGGGCACCUCAAUUGCGUAGUCUGCAAUGUGCAGGUGAAAUCAGAAUUAUUGUGGCCGACGCACAUUCUCGGAAAGCAGCACAAGGAGAAAGUUUUAGAUCUUAAAAGUUCAAAACAGUCGACUGCAAGCCAAGGACCCCAACCCCUUUUGAAAAGAAAAGCAUUGGUUUCUGAAGUCACUAAUGCUGAGAAGAAGUCUAAAUCCCAGUCGUCUGCAGUCAGCCAGCCAGGACUGCCUGUAGAUUUUUUUGAAAACGCAGAGAAACCAACUGGUUCCGUUCCAAAGAACUCAGGAUUGAGUCUUUUGGCUGGAACCUAUGAUAAGGAUGACGGCAAUGAAGAGGAGAAAUCCGAUGCAGAGGCACCAGGUUCCAGUGUCCAGAAAGAUGUACCUGCCCCUGGACUUCCAGCGGACUUUUUUGACGGCUCCAUCCCACCCGUUCCAACUGCUUCUCACUCAGGGUCAAUCCUCAAAGCAGAUGAACCAGAGAUGAUCUUAGAGAAGGACAAUACAGCCGAGGCCCUACCAGAGGGCUUUUUUGAUGAUCCAGUAAGAGAUGCUAAAGUUCGCAAUGUGGACGCACCCAAAGAUCUGCUGGACAAGGAAUGGGAUGAGUUUCAAAAAGAAAUGCGCCAGGUGAACACCAAAUCAGAGGCCAUUGUAGCUGAAGAUGACGAGGAGGGACGCCUCGAGCGUCAAAUCGAUGAAAUUGAUGAACAAAUGGAAUGUUAUCGAAGGGUGGAGUUAUUGAGGAAUAAGCAGGAUGUUGUGAGAGGGAAGUUUGUGAAGGAGAAAACUCAAGGGUCUGGGGACUCUGGGGGAAGUGAUGAGGAAGAGGACGAAGAGGAGUUGCUUCACUUGCUAUCACGAGACUGGAGGGCCAAGGGUGCGCUUGCAUAAAGGUUUUGGGAGCCCUUGACAACUGGAGAACGUUUUUGUUUGUAAAUAAAGUUUAAAGUUGAACUGAACAGAAAAUCCUGCCUGUAUUAACACUCCAUCCCCUUUGAUGUUGUGAAAAUGCUCUUGUAGUCCAGGAAAAUCUGAUAAAUGUUUCCUUUUAUACUGUCAGUCAAAGCAAUGCUUAUUUUCUAACACCACCAGUUGUGUAGUAAAAAUAACAUCUGAAGCCAAAUUGUAGUUUUGAAAGGAAUUGAUGUUGAGACAUGCUGUGAACAUCCUUAAUUUCAAGAGUGUGCUACAGGCAGUUACCUACAGGCAGUUACCUACAGGCAGUUACCUACAGGCAGUUACCUACAGGCAGUUACCUACAGGCAGUUACCUACAGGCAGUUACCUACAGGCAGUUACCUACAGGCAGUUACCUACAGGCAGUUACCUACAGGCAGUUACCUACAGGCAGUUACCUACAGGCAGUUACCUACAGGCAGUUACCUACAGGCAGUUACCUACAGGCAGUUAGGUUUGUGAUGGUCCAAUAUUUUGUGCCUAUUUGUAUGUCACUUGGGAUAAAAGUAAUAAAUGAAUACAUGUAAAAUGGUAUGGGGAAAAUAGACAGUUGGAUGUGUGAACCUCUACUACAAUGACAAGUACACGAGAGACAUGACAUCCUUGUAUUUACAUUUAUUUAGUGCUCACGCAAAACACAAAUCCCCAUAAACAUCACAGCGUUGAAGGGACAAAUCUGUUGAAACAUUGUUGGCUUUCAUUUUGAAUUCCAGUUCUCAACACACUCCUCUAAAACAGUCUGUUAAAAAUUAUAAAUUACAUGCGCAAAGCACAACCUAAUAAAAUAAUUCUCAAAACAA